This is a messenger RNA of Stegastes partitus (bicolor damselfish), 1308 nucleotides long. Its product is annotated as UDP-GlcNAc:betaGal beta-1,3-N-acetylglucosaminyltransferase 2. Gene Ontology annotation, biological process: poly-N-acetyllactosamine biosynthetic process; protein O-linked glycosylation. Gene Ontology annotation, molecular function: UDP-glycosyltransferase activity; hexosyltransferase activity. Lineage: Eukaryota; Metazoa; Chordata; Actinopteri; Pomacentridae. The transcript is spliced from 2 exons. Gene Ontology annotation, cellular component: Golgi membrane. The record is from RefSeq and is a predicted model, not a curated record. The coding region runs from base 1 to 1308 and encodes 435 amino acids.
AUGGGAAAAUGCUGCAAAUGCAACGGGAGACUGCUUUGCAUGUGCCUGCUUCCAUGUAUGAUGACCGGCCACCUUCUGAUCUACAUCAUGGUGUCCAUAUUCAUCACCAUCUCCUACACGCCUCCAAAAAUAAACGUCCACUAUGUUGCCCCGGGGGUUUCUGCUAAUUCUUCAGCGCUGGCCUCUCACCCACUUGGCCCUUUCUGGAACCUUCGGUUGGAGGACAGCGCGCUGUGGAACCGGUUGCAGCACGCUUGGGACCGUCAGCACAAUCCAAUACUGAGAGGAAACACAACUGAAGUUGAGGAUGAAUGCCUUUCCGACUGCAUGUCACACAAGUGUUCGGUCCCUCGUGUGAAUGAUCUGAACAGCUUUCCAGACCAAAUGAAGGCUUUUAUCAGGUCGAUGCACUGCAGGGAGUACCCCCUCCUCAUCAACCAGCCGGGGAUAUGCAGGAGGAGCAACAGUAGCUUUGGUGUGGACUCUCCCAUGCUCCUCAUGGCCAUCAAAUCUCAAGUGGGGAACUUUGAAAACAGGCAGGCCAUCCGUGAGACGUGGGGCCGCAGCGGUCUGGUGAGAGGAGGCUCAAAUAAGAAAUUCAGACUAGUGCGCACUGUGUUUCUGCUCGGAAGGCAGGAUUCAAGCACAGGUCCUCACCCAGACCUCAAAAACCUCCUGGAGCUCGAGAACCAGAAGUACGGGGACAUCCUGCAGUGGGACUUCAGAGACACGUUCUUCAAUCUGACCCUAAAGGACUUGCUGUUCUGGCACUGGUUCCAGCAAUACUGCCCCACUGCCGCCUUUGUCUUCAAAGGGGAUGAUGAUGUGUUUGUCCGAACGGACGCCCUUCUGGAUUACCUGCAGAAACAGUGGGAGGAGCACAACCUGUGGAAACCGUAUACCAAUGAGACCAACAUCGAUCUGUUUGUUGGGGAUGUGAUUAAUAACGCACAGCCAAACCGGGAGCCGUCCACCAAAUACUACAUACCAGAGAGUUUCUACAAAGGCGCCUAUCCGCCCUACGCCGGUGGAGGAGGGGUGGUGUAUUCGGGCUCGCUGGCGUUGCGUUUAAAAGAGGUGUCUGAGAGGGUUCGCCUGUUCCCCAUUGAUGAUGUGUAUCUGGGCAUGUGCAUGCACAGACUGGGGCUCUCUCCGAGGCACCACCCGGGCUUCCUCACGUUUGAUCUCCCCCAUUCAGACAGGUCCAAUUACUGCGCUUACAAAUCUGUUCUGCUUGUUCAUCGACGGAGUCCCAAGCAGAUGCUGACACUGUGGACUCAGCUCCAGGGUCGACAUGCUCCAUGCUGA